AUGAUGAGAGAGUUCCAAACCCCACACAAGGACCAUGCUCUGCCUCCUCCCAAGCUCUCCGCUCGCGUCUCCAAGAAGACUGUUCCGAAGAAGAAGAGCUUGAACUCUGCGUUUUCUUCAAUCUCCGAAGAUCUACAAGUCCCGCACUCGGUGGAUUCCACUCCGAUCUCUGUGAUUUCUGAGAUCGACGAGGUCAAUCGUGAUGUCGAGAUCACCGAGAGUCUGACGACCCUGCCAGAUCCAUCUCUCUCAGCUUCAACAGAGACCUUGUUCACUUCUGAUCUCUCUCCGUCUUCAGAGUCCACGAUUUCAAGCCAUGCCUCUUGGAGUGUUGCUAAAUGUGAAAAUGAUGGCUCAAAGUUUGGUUCUAUUGGGGCUGAGGUUGUAGCAAGCUUUCUCAAGCAAGCUCGGACUCAGGUCUUAAACUCUGCUGGUGUGGAUGCCAAAUCCAAGAAGCAUCUGGAUGCAUUGGUUGAGAUUGUGAUAGAGGACUGUGCCUGAAGAGAGGGACCGGAUUGCUGAACUUCUUUCAGCAAAAGCUAAAAUACUGGUUGUGUGUUCUUUGCUAUGGAUCCUUGCAAUGGCUGUCUAUAUGGUGUUCAGCU
This is a messenger RNA of Fragaria vesca subsp. vesca, 605 nucleotides long. RefSeq lists its product as uncharacterized. The record is from RefSeq and is a predicted model, not a curated record. NCBI's taxonomy places the organism in Eukaryota, Viridiplantae, Streptophyta, Magnoliopsida, Rosales, Rosaceae. Bases 1 to 501 code for a protein of 166 amino acids. The transcript is spliced from 3 exons.